UCGGGUUCCGUCCGACAGUAGUAAAAUGGCGUCGACGGUGUGUGUGUCAAGGUGCCGACUUUUAGCUAAAUUAGAAAUAAAUCGUGGUUUGUGUUUUUCGCCGAUAUUUAGGGAUUAUACAAGUAACAGGGAAUCAUGGUGUCGAAGGUGGCGACCGUCUCGUCGGCCGUUUUUCACGAGCGUCUGUUCACAUGGAUCAAAGUCUGCGCCCACAAAAGUCGAUCACGACCAAUCUGACGGUACGAAAAAAUUGAACACAAAGAAAUUAAAGCUAAAGAUUUCAACGCGAGAAGUGUCGGUGACGUACCGGCGCGGUCUGCCCGUGAUCACCGUCCCGCUGCCGUCCCGCCGCGAGAAAUGCCGGUUCACGCUGCGACCCGUCUCCCAGACCGUUGGCGAUCUAUUGGAACAGGUGAAGGCGGAGGACCGGGGCGUGGAGCGCGCGGUCGCGAUGGCGGCAGACGAGCGCGUGCGCAUCGCAGCCAGCGACACCAUUGAGUCGCUCCUCGAGAACGACUUCCGCCUGCUCAUCAACGACGUCGAGUACCACGUGAAGAGUCCGGCACAGGAGCGUCUCGGCGCAGAGGAGAUCACGCGUUUGAGUGACGUCAGGAACCUAGUGAACCAAUUGUACGAAGCGCUCAACGUGAGGGAACACCAGAUCAAGAAGGAGAGAGAGUUGAGGGCGCAGUUGGAGAAGCUGACUGCUGAACUGGAACCUUUAGAACAGAAGCGGCAAGCACUAGAAGUGGAGACGACGCGCAAGACGUCUGCCCUCACUUGGGUCGGUUUAAGCCUCAUGGGGGUCCAGUUCGGUGUCCUCGCGCGGCUCACGUGGUGGGAAUACUCGUGGGACAUUAUGGAGCCGGUCACGUACUUCGUCACGUACGGCACGGCGAUGGCCGCGUAUGCGUACUUCGUGCUGACCAAGCAGGAGUACAUACUACCGGACGUGAAGGACCGGCAGCAUUUACUGACACUCCACAAGAAGGCGAAAAAAGUCGGUCUCGAUAUCAACCAGUACAACCAUUUGAAAGACGAGGUGGACAAAGUGGCCAAAGACCUCGCCCGUCUUCGGGACCCGUUGAGCAUCCACCUGCCUACGUCCUACGUAAAAGCCGACAUCGACAAGCGGUCACCCCUCACCAAAAUUAAAGACAUGUUAGAGGAGACGAGUAAGAAAAUGAAAAUCACGUAAUAGGGUAACGUAGUUAUUGGCACUGGCAUAUUAAUGUGUCAGUAACUGAAGUUGGCAUAUAUGUCUGCAAUUUGGCAUAUAGAUGUGAGUAAGUUGGCAUAUACAAUUUAUACAUGUCAGUAAGUUGUCAUAUAGAUGUCAGUAAGUUGGCAUAUAAAUGUCAGAACUUUUGACGUUGACUGGGUACUUUACCCUACGCGCGUACCAAGUAUUUCUUAGGACGUUAUUAUAGGACGUUUUGAAUGUCUGAUGUAAUUAUGCUGAUUGUGCGCUUAAUGAAUACUUGAUGCUACUCAAAGUAAGAGGCUCUUAAGUCGCUAAUCUUUUUAUUCUGCCAAGAAAAGAGUGUAAGGUGAGGGCACUUAUUCUAAGUAGCGUUUCAAAGUGAGAGAAAUGUGUCAAAUUUUCUUUUUAGUAAUUUCAACAUUUUUUUUUCAAGAUUUCAAUAUCGUUCCUUAUUUAAUUUCUAAACUCUAUUGUAGUAACAUUAUUUAUUCCUUUGAUGUUCUGGUGUCUAGAGUAUGCUAUCUCUUGUACACACUAUUAUUUAAUUCGUGUGUGGUUGCGACAGCAUCUAAAGAUACUGUAAAUUGAAUUUCGCCUUCUUCAAUCUGGUCUAUUUGUUUUGUAAAAGUUCUAAGUCACGUACCAUACUUUCAAGACUUACUAAUUACUAUGUAUGGUAUUCCCAUACGUAAUAUAUAAUCAUGUAAAUACAUAAUAUAGUUAGUAAUGCACAAAUAUUUCUCUCAAGCAUUUUUGUGCUUAUUUUGCGAGUUUACCUGACUUAACCCAAGUAUAUUAAAAUUUAUAUUUGAUUCAAAUAUAAUUUAUGUUGACGACCUUUAAAUAUACAAGGACUAAUUGACAUUGCUUAUAAUAUGGUCUAAACCACAUAGCUAGUCACAAAAUUUAAUAUUUCAUAUUUUGUGACUCGUCACGUUUCGUGGCUUGGACUAUUAUUUUCUCUAAGCACAAGUUACGCUCAAAAUAAACUUAUAUUAUAAACAGACAUAAAAGUGACUUAUGGUUAAUAUCUUAUGAUUUUUAAAUAUUUAAAUGAUUUUAUUAUAACUAUGAUUAGUUAAAAUUUACUAAAGAGUUUGAGUUUUGGAGUGUAAAUUAACUUAGGUCUUAGGAAAAUUGUUUAUGUAAUCUAAUCACUAUUUAAGUAUCCAAUGUAGCUAGGUUCUGAAUUAUUAAUUUUUAUUUCAAAGGAACAGAAACUUUGAAUCUGUUCAAAAACCUACAUCGAAAUUGUUAUUUGUUUCGCCAUAAUUAUACGUGUACCAAUAAAAUGUGUCUCUAUUAAAAAUUAAAAGACAUUAGGACACAAAUAAAUGGCUAUUCUCAUAAACCCCAACUUCUUGUACACAACUGAACAUUAUAAAAAACUGGUAUAUUAAAAUAUGGAGUUAUUUUUCCGAUGACAACCAAUGACGGACAGAUACUGGGAGAAAAGGCUUGAACACGUUGUUUUUAUAUUAACUUUGAAUUUGUUACGUAUUAUAUUUCGCGCUGUUUUUAUAAAACGUUUGAAUUUGCUAUUAUAAUAUUAUAUUUUGUGUUGGAACGUUAAAGUUACCUUAUGCAUAAUGUAUAUUCUACUUUUUAUCUAUGUUACAAUCUUUACUAAGGUGAACAUAUAUUUUGGAUAUAAGAUACAGCACAAGUUUUUCUCAAUUUCUGCUUCCAAGUAAUUUUGGCCUAUAAAGGGGAAAGUGAGGUAGAGGGGACAUCUAAGUUGUAGUUCAUAAUUUAUUAUCUUAUUGAGAUAACUAACUUUAUUAUUAUCUAAACUUUAGGUAUCCUAUCUACUCUAUCCUUGUUGAUUCAACCUUAAUUCUUGACCAUAUAAAAUAUAUUAUAAGACAUUUUAUUAGUUUUAAGAGUAUGCUCAUAUUAUACAGUUUCCUAUUAUUUAAUUUAAGUGUACUUGAUUAGUCAAUCGUGUUAUUAUCUUUAUUGAAAUCUGUAUUAUAACUUGUAGUAAAAUAUUGUAUUAGAUUCUAAUCACACUGACGAAUCACUUAGAAAAAUAAUUAAUUUGAUAGUCAAUGCCGGCUAAAUAAUUUUAAUAAAUAUCAUAAGUUAUGUUCUGUAGCCAAAGAGUCCAGUAGACGCGACUGAAAAUCAUUUAUUUCUUACUAAAUAAUUUCAUUGGUUCCUCUUAAUAAAAACUAAAUCUAACGUCUUUUGAAAUAAGAAACUAAAGUUUAGUCUAUGAAAAAUAUUUUUUAGACUAGUACUAAUGCUUGCCUUUGGAAUUUUUGCCUUUGCUACAAUGAUUAUAAUUCAAUUUAUUUUUACGCUAUGCCAUUGUAAUUAUUAUUAUAUAAAGUAAAGAAAUAUAUUGCACAAAAUCAUAAGGUGCUUAGUGUAAUUGUUUGUAAAAAUAUUUAUUGUGUUAGGAGA
This is a messenger RNA of Aricia agestis (brown argus), 3613 nucleotides long. RefSeq names its product calcium uniporter protein, mitochondrial (gene MCU). Gene Ontology annotation, biological process: calcium import into the mitochondrion; mitochondrial calcium ion homeostasis. Gene Ontology annotation, cellular component: mitochondrial inner membrane; uniplex complex. Bases 26 to 1198 code for a protein of 390 amino acids. Gene Ontology annotation, molecular function: calcium channel activity; uniporter activity. The transcript has 9 exons. The record is from RefSeq and is a predicted model, not a curated record. NCBI's taxonomy places the organism in Eukaryota, Metazoa, Arthropoda, Insecta, Lepidoptera, Lycaenidae.